This is a messenger RNA of Geodia barretti, 350 nucleotides long. NCBI's taxonomy places the organism in Eukaryota, Metazoa, Porifera, Demospongiae, Tetractinellida, Geodiidae. The record is from the annotation of a GenBank genome assembly.
CUCUUUAGCAUUUCUUUCUCCUUUUUUGACAAAUGGCUGAAGCUUCAGCUGUGGACGAGACGCUAACUCCAGACGAUGCCGUUGACGUGUUGAAUGAACUACUGCCUGCACAGAACAAGUCAUACGAGCUGGGGCUCAAGUUGAAACUCCCGCAGCACGUCGUGGAGGCCAUUCACAAGGAAUCACCGUCCGACAGGUGUCUGCUUCAAAUCCUGAUCAAGUUCUUGCAGCAGGCGGAGCCCAUACCCACGUGGAGAGUCAUCGUAGAUGCUCUCAAGAAUCCCGUAGUCGGUCUAACGGCUCUGGCUAGGAGAGUUGAAGCCGCUCAUUUCCCUGACUCUACCGCAACA